CUUGGCCCCACCCCGAGGCUCACUUUAAUUGAGAUGCUAAUGAAGCGUCAGCUCCCCUCGGCGGGCGGGCUCUGGCCUGGCCGCCCCGCACCUGUCAGCUCUCAUGAAAGGUGACAAAGCCGAGGAGCCGGGGCUGGGCCCCGAGCCCACAGCUGCCCCGCAGCAGCCCACGGAGGAAGAGGAAGCCCUGAUUGAGUUCCAUCGCUCCUACCGCGAGCUCUUCCAGUUCUUCUGCAACAACACCACCAUCCAUGGUGCCAUCCGCCUGGUGUGCUCACAGCACAAUCGCAUGAAGACGGCCUUCUGGGCUGUGCUCUGGCUCUGCGCCUUUGCCAUGAUGUACUGGCAGUUCGGCCUGAUGUUCGGCGAGUACUUCAGCUACCCCGUUAAUCUCAACAUCAACCUCAACUCCGACAAGCUGGUCUUCCCUGCAGUCACCGUCUGCACCCUCAAUCCCUACAGGUACACAGAAAUCAAAAGGGACCUGGAGGAGCUGGACCGCAUGACAGAGCAGACGCUCUACGACCUAUUUAAAUACAACUCCUCCAAGACCCAGGGGUCGGCCCAUGCCCGCCGGCGUGAUCUGCGGGACAGCCGGAUGCACGCCCUGCAGCUGGUUCGAGUCCCGCCUAAGGACCAUGAGGUUCGCAGAGCCCGCUGGGCCGCCUCCAGCGUGCGGGACAACAACCCCCAAGUCAACUGGAAGGACUGGAAGAUCGGUUUCAAGCUGUGCAACCAGAACAAAUCUGACUGCUUCUACCAGACGUACUCAUCAGGGGUGGACGCGGUGAGGGAGUGGUAUCGCUUCCACUACAUCAACAUCCUGUCCCAGCUGUCAGACACCUCGCCCGCUCUGGAAGAGGAUGCACUGGGCAACUUUAUCUUUGCCUGUCGCUUCAACCAGGAAUCCUGCAACCAGGCGAAUUACUCUCACUUCCACCACCCCAUGUAUGGCAAUUGCUACACUUUCAAUGACAAGAACAACACCAAACUCUGGAUGUCUUCCAUGCCCGGGAUCAACAAUGGUCUGUCCUUGAUGCUGCGCACUGAACAAAAUGAUUUCAUUCCUCUCCUAUCCACCGUGACCGGGGCUAGGGUCAUGGUGCAUGGGCAAGAUGAAACCCCUUUCAUGGACGAUGGUGGCUUUAACUUGCGGCCUGGUGUGGAGACCUCCAUCAGCAUGAGGAAGGAAGCUGUGGUGCGCCUUGGAGGUGACUAUGGCGACUGCACCCAAAAUGGCAGCGAUGUCCCCGUGGAAAACCUGUAUCACCCUCUGAAAUAUACCCAGCAGGUGUGCAUUCACUCCUGCUUCCAGGAGAACAUGAUCCGCUAUUGCGGCUGUGCUUACCUCUUCUACCCAAAACGCCCUGGUGUGGAGUUCUGUGACUACCGCAAGCACGAUUCCUGGGGCUACUGCUACUAUAAGCUUCAGGAUGCCUUCUCUUCUGACCGCCUCGGCUGCUUCUCCAAGUGCCGGAAGCCAUGCAGGUGAUGUGACCACUACCAAGUCUCUGCAGGUUACUCUCGGUGGCCUUCAGUUUCAUCCCAGGAUUGGGUCUUCGAGAUGUUGUCCCGGCACAAUUAUACCAUCACCAACAAGAGGGACGGCGUGGCCAAGCUCAACAUCUUUAAGGAGCUGAACUACAAGACCAAUUCCGAGUCUCCCUCUGUCACGAUGGUCACCCUCCUAUCCAACCUGGGGAGCCAAUGGAGCCUUUGGUUUGGCUCCUCGGUUUUGUCCGUGGUGGAGAUGGCUGAACUCAUCUUUGAUCUCCUGGUCAUCACCGGUCUCAUGCUGCUCCGGAGGUUUCGCAGCCGCUACUGGUCUCCAAGCCACGGGGGGUCGAGGGGCACCCGGGAGGUGGCCUGUACCCCAGCUUCCUCCCAGCCCUCCCACUCUCUCCACAUCCUCUACACCCACACUGGCAGCUGCUGUCCCCUCUGCCCCACCACCUGCCUAUGCCACAUUGGGCCCCCUGUCCCAUUGCCUCUGGCAUGGCGGGGGCCUCCGCCUCUGACCCUCAGGAGCUCUGAGUUUGAAGACGAAUAUCCAUGCCCAAAGUCUAGGGAACCAGGAUGCCAGGUGGUGUCUGGGCCCAGGGCUGCCCAGCUACUUUACCUGGUGGGGGGAGGAAGAGGAGAGGAGCAGUGUGGGCACCACGCUGUCCCCCCUGACACCAUCGUGGCCAUCGGCGUCUUGAUGGGGGAGUGA
This is a messenger RNA of Suncus etruscus (white-toothed pygmy shrew), 2212 nucleotides long. It is a transcript of the gene SCNN1A, whose product is annotated as sodium channel epithelial 1 subunit alpha. Gene Ontology annotation, molecular function: ligand-gated sodium channel activity. Lineage: Eukaryota; Metazoa; Chordata; Mammalia; Eulipotyphla; Soricidae. Gene Ontology annotation, biological process: sodium ion transmembrane transport. Gene Ontology annotation, cellular component: membrane. The record is from RefSeq and is a predicted model, not a curated record.